AUGAAGCAGGGUCAAACACUGGACAACCUCUCUGCAAUGAAGCGUAACACGCUGAAGAUCUUCAGCACCAGCGGGCGUAGAGGAACGUGGGACGUUGUCGUCGUCGUCCUCAUCAUCGUCAGUGUCGGGGACGCGCUGCUUAGCGCGGAGGAGAAGUUCGCGGGCGGGGAGAUUGUGGCAGCACAGCGGGCGAUCGAGAGGGUGAUGAAGGCGGCGGUGAGGCCGGUUCCAGCGGGGGUCGUGGCUAGGGUGGUAGCCAGCUCCGACGGUCGGGCGAGCUGCAGCUCUACCACGGACCAACGCAGUCGGCUGGGAAAUGAUAUUCAGAGGCGCCGACACGGUGGCGAUCCUGAUGGAGUGGAUCAUGGCGAGGAUGGUGCUGCACCCUUCGCCAGCCUCCCCUACACCCAGUGCAUCGUCAAGGAGACGCUGCGCGUGCACCCUCCCGGGCCGCUCCUCUCAUGGGCGCGCCUCGCCGUCCACGACGCGCACGUCGGCGGCCACCUGGUCCCCGCCGGCACGACGGCGAUGGUGAACAUGUGGGCCAUCGCGCACGACCCGGCCGUCUGGGCCGAGCCGGAGGCGUUCCGCCCGGAGCGCUUCCAGGAGGAGGACGUGAACGUGCUCGGGGGCGACCUCCGCCUGGCCCCCUUCGGCGCCGGCCGCCGCGUGUGCCCGGGCAAGAUGCUGGCGCUGGCCACCACCCACCUCUGGACCGCCCAGCUGCUGCACCGGUUCGAGUGGGCGCCCGCGGCGGGCGGCGGCGGCGUCGACCUGUCGGAGCGCCUGAACAUGUCGCUGGAGAUGGCCACGCCGCUGGUGUGCAAGGCCGUGCCCAGGGUCCAAGCCUGA
Messenger RNA from Panicum virgatum (switchgrass), 852 nucleotides. RefSeq names its product cytochrome P450 78A5-like. Gene Ontology annotation, molecular function: iron ion binding; heme binding; monooxygenase activity. The transcript is spliced from 3 exons. The coding region runs from base 1 to 852 and encodes 283 amino acids. The record is from RefSeq and is a predicted model, not a curated record. Lineage: Eukaryota; Viridiplantae; Streptophyta; Magnoliopsida; Poales; Poaceae.